Stegostoma tigrinum is the source of this 6252-nucleotide messenger RNA. RefSeq lists its product as uncharacterized. The transcript has 18 exons. The record is from RefSeq and is a predicted model, not a curated record. The coding region runs from base 115 to 5265 and encodes 1716 amino acids. Gene Ontology annotation, biological process: postsynaptic membrane assembly; neuron cell-cell adhesion; chemical synaptic transmission. Gene Ontology annotation, cellular component: synapse; cell surface; postsynaptic specialization membrane. Gene Ontology annotation, molecular function: sterol ester esterase activity; signaling receptor activity; triacylglycerol lipase activity. NCBI's taxonomy places the organism in Eukaryota, Metazoa, Chordata, Chondrichthyes, Orectolobiformes, Stegostomatidae.
UAGAGCAUGCUCAAAAGAUUAAUGCUUUUGCUGAUAAGGGAAGGCAGUAUUCAGUAGGUGUACUUAAUUGAUGACAAAGUACACUGACAGGCUAAAACUGCUGGUUUUAACAUCAUGGGUUGUGGAGUUUUAAUUCUUUUUUGCGGUCUUUGUGUCUCUAUAGUGCUUACUGACCUCAUUAGACAGACUGACCUGGGCUUGGUUCAAGGGACAUUAGAACAAUGGGACAACAGAAGCGUGGAAUGCUAUCUUGGGAUCCCUUACGCUGCACCUCCAGUGAAUCUCCUCCGAUUCCAGCCUCCCCAGCCACAUCUUGGAUGGAAUAACACGCUGAAUGCAACUGAAUUUGGACCCAUGUGCCCUCAGGAACUUGAUCAAGUAGCUGGUAAUGAAGACUGCCUCAAGUUAAAUAUCUAUGUGCCCUGUAAAAAGGUUAAUUCGAGCAAGCUGUUGACAGUGAUGGUGUGGCUUCAUGGAGGAGCCUUUGUCUUUGGCUCUGGAAAUUACAAGGCUCAUGUGCUGGCUGACUUUGGCCAAGUUAUUGUGGUUACAAUCAAUUAUCGUUUAGGGGUGUUUGGGUUUCUUUCCACAGGAGACCAUGCAGCAAUUGGCAAUAGUGGGCUGCUUGACCAACACUUUGCUAUAUUAUGGAUAAAGACCAAUAUCAGAAAUUUUGGUGGUAACCCAGAGGCUAUUGCCAUAUUUGGACAGUCUGCAGGAGGAAGUAGUGUGGGAUUACAAUGCCUGUCACCUCUCAACACAGGGGUCUUCAAACGUGCGAUUUUACAGAGUGGGGUUGCUAUUGCACCUUGGGCAGUAAGGUUGGAUGACCCUUCCAUGUGGGCAAAGAAACUUGCCUCGAUAUUAUUUUGUCCAGUGAAUGAUAGUUUGAAGCUGAUCAGCUGCCUGCAGGAGAAACAAACAGCAGAGCUCGUGAAAGGCGCGAUAAAGUUGCGCGACUUCAAUUUUUUCUUCGGUCCGACAGUGGAUGGUGUAUUUCUUCCUAAACCACCGCGAGAACUUUCCAGAAACGUGAGCUUAGUCAACCGAUUCACCUACAUGGCUGGUGUUAACAGUCAUGAGGGAAGUUUUGCUUGGCCACAAAUAAAGAAGAUCAAAACACAAGCUGAUUUUGUUAAAUUCACAUCAAUAUUUCUCCAAGUAGCAGCUGAUAAAGUGACAACCAUGUCUGAUGCCACUUUGUGGGAAUAUAAAGAUUGGAAAGACCUUAACGACAGUUCAUUUCACCUCCAGAGGCAAGCACUGGAGGUAGUUGGUGAUGCAGGUUUCGUAGCUCCACUGGUAAAGACAAGUGAAUUCAUGGCUAAAGCUACCCAACACGUUUACAUUUAUUACUUUACUAGACACCCAAACACAUCUGAGUCCCCUGAGUGGAUAGGAGCAAGGCAUGGGGAUGAACUUGUGUUUGUAUUUGGAGUCCCGACAAUGGGAGGACCUCUUGUAGGAAAAGAAGAGCAUGAUCUGAGUCAACAAAUGAUGUCCUACUGGACAAAUUUUGCUAAAACGGGAAAUCCCAAUUUCCCCAUGAAAGUCCCAGUUAUUUGGCCGAAAUAUAACAAGAGAACAUCACAGUAUCUACAGCUGGACGUCAAUUUGUCAAAACAGAACAUAAAGAAACAUCUGAAGCCUGAACAGGUUACUUUCUGGAACCAGUAUAUCCCUAGUUUACUGAAUGUUAAAGAAUGUCCAAUUACAAAGCCCCUCUUAGAUCCACUUGUUCAGACCCAGAAUGGUCUCCUGCGUGGCAUCAGAGUUCAGCAAAAUAAUAGAAUAACAGACAUUUUCCAAGGAAUUCCUUAUGCACAGCCACCUAUUGGGGAACUUCGUUUCCAAAAGCCAAGACCAUUAAAGCCAUGGAAAGGUAUUAAGCAUGCAAGAAAAUAUGGAAAUAUUUGCAUGCAGGACCGGGUGUUUGUGAAGGAUGUCCAUGGCGAUGAGGAUUGCCUCUUCCUGAACAUAUGGAUACCUAAUGGUGUUCAAGAAGCAUUGAGGAAGAAACUAGCAGUCAUGAUUUGGAUUCAUGGAGGAGCCUUUACUGUUGGAGCAAGUCAAGGCAUUGGUUACCUGAACGAUACCUCGUAUGAUGGCAAUGAGCUGGCCCACCAUGGGAAUGUCAUCGUUGUGAGUGUCAACUAUCGCCUGGCUGCACUCGGCUUCCUCAGUACUGGGGAUAGCAAUGGAAGAGGUAACUAUGGCUUGUGGGACCAGCACAUGGCCAUAACCUGGGUGAAGAAUAAUAUUGCAAGUUUUGGAGGAAAUCCAGAGCUCAUCACUCUGUUUGGCGAAUCAGCUGGAGGUGCCUGUACAAACAUGCAUGCAUUAUCACCAGUAAGCAAAGGGCUCUUCAGACGAGCAAUUUCAGAAAGUGGUGACGCCCGGGCGAUAUGGGCUGUGAAUCGAAACCCGCUCCGCAGUGCUCGUCGAGUCGCCCAGGCUGUGGGGUGCCCGCUGGAAGAUACCGCUGCCAUGAUGUUUUGUCUCAGGCAGGUGCCUGCUAAAGAUAUCAUGUUGGUGAUUCGAGUGACAGAGCUGUUUACUGAAAACAAGAUAGUGUUUUUCAUUCCAUUCGUUCCUACAAUUGAUGGCGACUUUCUCCCUGCUGAACCAGAGAUGCUGUUUGAGAACAGUAGGGAUGUUGAUUAUUUGUUGGGCUGUAACAAUGGAGAUGGUCACUUGUUUGUGGCCACCUGGUUCCCUGGCGUGAAUAUUCCUUUUGGAAUUAGUGAGGCUAAAUUCCGAACAGCGGUGGAAAAGGGUGUGGGUUCUUUGGGAGAAGCUGCUGUGGAGUCAGCUAUAUUUGAGUACACUGACUGGGAGAAUCCAACACAGCUUUCCAGAAGGCAGGGUUUGUCACGACUGUACACUGACUUUGAAUUUUGCAGCCCAGCAUUCAACUCUGCGCAGAAGCAUGCAAUAAUUGGCAGAAAUGCCAGUCGAACAUAUGCUUACCAGUUCUCAUACCCAUCCAAGAUGUCAAAUAUAAUCUGGCCAGGGUGGGUUGGUGCCCUUCAUACAGAAGAGCUACAGUUUGUCUUUGGCAUACCAUUUUCCAAGCCAAAAUCCUACAACCAGCAGGAGAGGAAUCUGAGCCAGGCCAUGAUGACAUACUGGACCAACUUUGUGAAAACAGGAAAUCCAAACCAUCCUCAAUCAGUUCCUGUCAUCUGGCCAGAACACAGCAUUGAGAAGCAUUAUAUUGAGCUGAAUGCAAGCCUCAACCAAGGAUCUGUGGGCAGCAACCUCAGAGCAAAGCAGUUUGCAAUGUGGAAUGAGCUGAUCUCGAAGAUGGUUACCAGAAAUAUUGACUGUCUUCAGGACCAGUUCCCGCCUUUGAAUGGGACAACACCACCCUUAAACCCACCGAUUGUCACGGUUCAGCAAGGACAAGUAAAAGGUUUCAAUGUUCAAGAUUUCUUAGGAGGACACCUGCAGGUUUUUCUGAAAAUUCCUUACGCAUCCCCACCGGUUGGAGAUCUCCGAUUCAAACCCCCUGAGGAAUCAAGACCAUGGAGUGGGAUUUUGGAUGCUACAGAGUUGGGACCUGCCUGUCCACAGUCUCCGACUGAGUUACCUUUCAAAAUCAACCGUACAAGUGAAGAUUGCCUCUACCUCAAUGUCUACGCACCAGUUGGGACAGGCAACAGUUCUCGAUCUCUGCCCAUUAUGGUUUACUUUCACCAUGGCUCCCUCCAGUCUGGGGCAGCUGGGGCACAUGACAUGAAGAAUCUUGCAGCAUAUGGACAGGUUGUAGUGGUGGAGUUCAACUAUCGCCUUGGGCCUUUUGGCUUUCUCAGCACUUUGGAUGUAAAUGCUCCUGGCAAUCUUGGUUUCUUGGACAUGACCAAAGCUCUUCAGUGGAUACAACACAAUAUCCAGAACUUUGGGGGAGAUCCUAGCUCCAUCACAUUGUUUGGAUAUGGGGCUGGGGGCUUAGCGGUGAGUUAUCUGCUUUUGUCGCCUUUAUCCAGAGGCCUCUUCCACAGAGCCAUCUCCAGUAGUGGCAAUGCUUUGGUGCCAGAUUUCAUCGGAAAGCCUGGUAGCUUUGACCCUCUUGUUGCCAGCCAACAACUGGCCAAAGCAUUGGAUUGUCCAACCGAUAAUAACAUGAAGAUGGUGGAAUGUCUCCAAACAAAACCAAUGGAAUCAUUUUUUGAUGCCCCAAUGUCCAAGUCAAAGCAUGGGCCAAAGUUCCUUCCUGUUGUCGAUGGAAUUUUCUUACAAGAGCUGCCUCAGGAGUCACUCCUCAAAGGAAACUAUAUGAAAGUUCCUUAUAUUAUAGGACUUACCAACGAUGAGGCAGGAGUUCAGCUAGUCAACCUUUUAGGUAAGGAUGAUGGAAUUACAACUGAGACCUACCUUAAGCUGGUGUCGGACUAUGCCUAUAGUCAUUUUCGGUACAAUCCAUCCCAGAUUUCAGAUGUUAUCAGCUAUUCUUACAGAGACUUCACGUGCCCCGAUGACCCAGGUUCCCUCAGAAAUGGCUUCAGAGACUUGGUUCAGGACCACAAAUGGUUGACACCGAGUUACCAGUUAGCAGAUCAACACUCAAGCAGGGCAGAAACGUUUUUGUACAUUUACAGCCAUACGUCGUCCUUUUCCAAGAAUCCUCCAUGGGUUGGAGCUUCUCACUUGGAUGAUUUGCCUUACCUACUUGGAGAUCCUGUUGCCAAAAAUUCAACCCACCAAUAUAAUGAAGCAGAGAAACAACUAUCUUUCAGCCUCAUGGCUUACUGGACAAAUUUUGCACACAGCGGUAACCCAAACAGAGGACCCCACAAAAUAUCAAGCUGGCCCAACUACACAGCCACUGGCACAGAAUUCAUGAACUUCACUGCAAACGGAUCAGAUUGGAUAAGCAGAGCAUACCGCAGACAGCAGACAGCCUUUUGGAGCAAAACCGUCCUCAUGAUGCAAUCUGAAGAAUGGUGUAAUAAAGUGAGAGAGCCAUCUUCACCUGGAAACACGACUACUGCUAGACCUACCGCCACGCAGUCUACAGUACAAUGUCAAGUGGGAACACAUGAUAUUCUAUCAAUGAAGCUGACUCCUAAAGAAAUAAUCACUGCAUUCUACAUAACUUUUUCUAUCUUACUCGGUGAAGUAUUUCUGAUUUUAGGACUGGUGUACAAGUUGUGCUGGCAGCAGAAAAAGGUGAAGAAAUUACAAGAUCAAUUUGUACUGUCCAAUAGCUCUGAUGUACCUUUCAAGGCAGUAACCUAUGAAAACACCCACACUAAACUUUGAAAAUAUUUAUUUCAAACUUUAGGAAAUACAAAGCAUUUGGUAUUUUAGUUAAGUAUUUUUGAAAAAAGAUAAAAUGUGCACUGGAUGAUUUUAUCCAAAGAUAGCCACAUUGCAAAAAAUAAGAACACAAGCAGCAGUGUAACGAAUUAGGUUAUGAGCAAACAGAAAAUUUACCUUCACUGAGAACAUUCUUCAGUCACAAUGAAAAGAAAGUCCAGGAAUGAAGAUGGGUGCUUAACUAACCACAUCUAUCAACAAAUAAACAAUGGUGUAAUCUGAAGUUAAGAUUUACAAACAGGUCACACAUUAAAAUGGAAGGCACACAAUUACCAAGAGAAACAUGCAAAACUUUUUCUUAACACCAGUCAACAUUUAGUGAAGACACUGAAAAUAUUAAGUAGUAUGCUAACAAAAUGAAACUUGCCAUUCUUUGGAAGGAAGUUAAUUUCCAUAACAUUGCACAGAAAAUCACAAGUUAACUUGUUAAACUAACAUCGUAGUAUAGGAAUGUGGGGGUAAGAAAAAAUGUUGAAAUAUUUUUCAACCUGUAACUGCUUUUAUGGCUUUGUUUAAAGUUAUUUUAAACUUGGAUGAAUUAUGAGAAUGUUAAGUUCAAAUCCCCAACAUAAUACUGUCAAGAUAAAGGCUGACAGUUCACUUAGAAUUAUAAUUGAAAAUGAUAAAGUUAAGAAAUGUGAUGUUAGCAAUGCAAGUUAACUAAAUAAUGCAAUAAUUAAACAUUUGUCCAUUACAAAAUUCAGAUAAAUUGCUUUCUUAAAAAACUGUUACCUUUGACAACAAUUUGCAACUGUGGCAUGUAAACAAAGCUUUGAAAUAACUUGAGCUUCUCUUCUGUUGCCUCUUCAUUCGUAAACUACAUUUGCAUUAAUCUACAAUGUUGGUAAUGAAAUACAGUGAUCUGUAACCUGAACAGAUUUGCUCAGCACAAAGAUUGUGACUUUAAGCCUUGUUUAAACCUUUAUUAAA